This is a messenger RNA of Orbilia oligospora ATCC 24927, 1236 nucleotides long. RefSeq lists its product as uncharacterized. Bases 1 to 1236 code for a protein of 411 amino acids. The transcript is spliced from 6 exons. Lineage: Eukaryota; Fungi; Ascomycota; Orbiliomycetes; Orbiliales; Orbiliaceae. The record is from RefSeq and is a predicted model, not a curated record.
AUGGUGGACAUGGCGGCAGCUUCGCAAACUCCGUCUGCUAGUUUGGAGGGGGAUCCUCUGAAGCAGUAUGAUCCAAACCUUCCAGUACCCUAUUGGCAUCAACGGAUGGAGCUCGCUGUUGUGGUUAUUGUUAAUACACUCUCCUUGAUGGCUAUAAUAGCCCGAAUAUAUCUUAGGGCUAUCCGCCUCAAACGCUUCAGAGCAGACGAUAAAUGGAUGGUUGCGGCAGGUGUUUUUCUGAUAUUUCCGCAUUUCGUAUGUCAAAUUGGCACCAACAGAUAUGGCUCAGGUCUACAUGACCAAAACAUCCCCGACGCAUGGAUAGUUCCGUUUUGGUAUUUUUCAUGGGGUUGGAUAGGAUAUAAUAUUGUUUCGACCUUGAUAAAGAUCAGUGUUUGCUGCUAUCUUUUACAGAUUGUCCCGUUUCACCUCCUCACAUUACGCCGCCUGAUUUAUGCCCUGAUGGUCAUAACGUUUGGGCUUGGGCUUAGCAUUUCCCUUUGUCACCUGCUCCAAUGCACGCCUUUGAUUAGUAACUUCGACUACACAAUUAAGCAAGAGCAUUGUUUUAACAUCGAUAUCCCGCGUUUUACAUGGAUUGCGGUGAGCAUAUCAAUUGAUCUGUGUAUCCUUGCCAUUCCAUGGGCUAUUAUUCACGGAACGAGGAUCCAAGCUGCGGAGAAAAGAAUAUUAUUGAUAGUAUUUUCCGGAAACUUAUUGGGAACGGCUGUUUGUGUUGUCAGCAUCUAUUCCGUAUGGAAUACUCGAACUUCCCUCGCCCAUUAUGACCUUGCGUACACACAAACAGCCUUUGCGAUUACCAACGAUGUUGAAAUAUUCUUUUAUGCCCUUGGUGCAUCUCUUCCUGUCCUAUCUCCGUUCCUUCUCUCCCGCUUUGCCUCUAAGCAAGAGCUUAACGGCACCGCAAGCUCAAGGGUACCUAGUUGGCGAGUCAAAGGCGGGUCUACCAUUGGUAGUCCUAUGCAUAUGAUAGCGCCACCUAGACGGUCAAAAUCUCAUUUAACAACGCUAAACGACGACGACGACAUCGAGCGGGACAUCGGUCGUGAGAUUGAAAGCAAAUAUGGAUAUAAAGUUGAUGUAGACCAUGACGACGAAAACUCAUCAGAUUUGACGUUAGAAAACAGGCCGAGUAAGACUACAUAUGGAGAAAGUGAAGCUGAGGGUUCUACGAAAACGUCUAUGCAGAAGUUUACAGUUGACGAUAUUGUUUGA